AUGGCGGGCACCGCCAAUAGAAAAAUCGAAACAUACGAAGAGUUCGCGGAAGUUCACGCGCUACUACUUGCGGCGUCAGGUUUGCCGGAGUGUCUGCACCGGCGCCUCUUCGAGAAGCUCUCCGGUGAGUCCUUCGAUGGCGGCGACUACUUCCAAAUCGAGCCAUGCGAGGAUGGCCGUCAGCGGCGCCUCAUUCUCACGUCGGCGUCCAUGGCGACGGACUCCGACGUCUUCCUCGUCGAUCACGCAUGGACAUUCAGACUAUCAGACGCAUACAAGCAGCUGCGUGAGGUUCCAGGAUUGGCUGAGAGGAUGGGUUCUCUGAUGUGUGUGGACGUUGAUGUGAGUUCGGAUGGUGGUGAAACUGAAGCGAACAGUGAACGUGGUGUCGAAGAAACUUUGGAGAGUGAAGUUGGUGAGGCAGAGAAAGGAGAUGGGACGUUACAAUGGUUGGAGCUUGAAGGGCUUAACAUUGAUGAUGAUAUGCUUGUGUCUCUAGCCUUACCAACUAGGUUUCCGGAUUUAGUGGCACUUAGCCUGCUUGGAAACAAGCUCAGUAGCGCCGAAAUGGUUGUUCAGGAAAUUAUCAAAUUUAAACAUCUCAAGGGAUUCUGGCUCAACAAUAACCCAGUUCUUAAAAAUUGUGGUGGUACGCUCGCAGGGGUGAUUCUUAAGGAGUUGCCAGAACUGGAGAUUUAUAAUUCAAGUUUCACAAGCAAUUUUGGGGAGUGGGCCUUGGGCUUUUGUGCAGGGAUAUAUGGAAAGGAUAACCCUGUAAAUGCCGAUCAGGCUGACACUCUACUGCACAAUGUGUCUUCUCUUGACCUUUCAAAUAGGAACAUUCACAAUUUAAAGAAUAAGGCGUUUUCACCCAUUUGUUUGCCAUCUCUUACGGACUUGAAAAUUCAAGGAAAUCCAUUGGAGCAAAACUCAGCUGAAGACUUGUUAGCUUUGCUUCGGAGAUUCCCUUGCUUGCGUUCAUUGGAGGUGGAUAUUCCAGGUCCGCUUGGACGAAGUGCCACUGAAAUUCUGGAAUUUCUUCCAAACAUUUCUGAGCUAAAUGGUAUCAAUGCAUCCAAAAUAUUGGAAACAGGAAAGCAUGUUAUUGAUUCAAUGCUUCUCCCUCGUCUUCCUGAAUUGGCUCUUGAUGAGCCUCUUGCUGACCGUAUUAUAAAUGCAAUGUGGCAAUAUCUAAUGACAUAUAGACUUGCAGAUGAAGAAAAGUUAGAUGAAACAUCUGUAUGGUAUGUGAUGGAUGAGCUAGGUUCAGCUUUGCGGCAUAGUGAUGAGCCAAAUUUCAGAAUGGCACCAUUUCUGUUCAUGCCAGAGGGCAAUCUAGCAUCAGCUGUGAGCUUUUCUAUUCUAUGGCCAACACAGAAUGUACAGAAAGGUGAUGAGUGCACGCGUGAUUUUCUUCUUGGUAUAGGGGAGGAUAAGCAACGUUCUGCCAGGCUUACUGCCUGGUUCUACACUCCAGAAAACUACUUUAUCCAUGCAUAUGAGAAGCACCAUCAGAACUUGUUGUCCACAAAUUUAAUACCUCCCACCUUUCAGGAUUCUAAGACUCGAAGUAUUCAUCAACGUGGUGGGUGUCCAUUACGUGUAUACACAGAUAUACCUCAAGUAGAGGAAUACUUGACACAUCCGGAGUUUAUAAUCACAAAUGAGCCAAAAGGUGCAGAUAUAAUAUGGACAAGUGUGCAGGUAGACGAGGACAUGAAGAAGGCUACGGGAAUCACGGAUCAGCAAUACAUUAAUCAAUUUCCUUUUGAAGCAUGUCUUGUUAUGAAGCAUCAUUUAGCAGACACAAUUCAAAAGGCACAUGGAUCUCCUCAAUGGUUGCAGCCUACUUAUAAUCUUGAAACACACCUAUCUCAACUUAUUGGUGACUAUUGUGUACGCAAAAAGGAAGGACUAGACAAUCUUUGGAUCUUAAAACCCUGGAACAUGGCUCGAACCAUUGAUACUACUGUAACUGAUAAUUUGCCUGCAAUAAUCCGGCUCAUGGAAACUGGUCCCAAGAUUUGCCAGAAGUAUAUCGAACAACCUGCAUUGUUCCAGGGGAAAAAGUUUGAUCUCCGAUACAUAGUACUGGUUCGGAGCAUGCAUCCUCUGGAGAUAUUCUUGUCAGAUUGUUUCUGGGUUAGAAUAGCCAACAACCAAUAUUCUUUGGCCAGAAGUAGUUUGUUUGAGUAUGAAACUCAUUUCACCGUCAUGAAUUAUCGCGGAAGAAUAAAUCAUAAGAAUGCUAACGAAUUUGUGAGGGAAUUUGAGGAAGAACAUCAAGUUAAAUGGUUGGACAUACACACAAGAGUAAGGAAAAUGAUUCGAUCAGUGUUUGAAGCAGCUGCUGUUGCUCAUCCUGAGAUGCACAGUCCAACAUCAAGGGCAAUGUACGGUGUAGAUGUGAUGUUGGACAGCUCUUUCCAACCCAAGUUACUAGAGGUGACUUACUGCCCGGAUUGCACAAGAGCAGUCAAAUAUGACAUGGAUAUUGUGGUUGGAGAGGGAGGCGUUGCCAAAGCUUGUGAUUUCUUCAACAAUGUGUUCAGUUGUCUCUUUUUAAAUGAAACAUCACAAGUUAGUCAGUUGUAA
Messenger RNA from Sphenostylis stenocarpa, 2595 nucleotides. Lineage: Eukaryota; Viridiplantae; Streptophyta; Magnoliopsida; Fabales; Fabaceae. The record is from the annotation of a GenBank genome assembly.